Messenger RNA from Vigna umbellata (rice bean), 1369 nucleotides. Its product is annotated as RNI-like superfamily protein. Lineage: Eukaryota; Viridiplantae; Streptophyta; Magnoliopsida; Fabales; Fabaceae. The record is from RefSeq and is a predicted model, not a curated record.
AUUUCAGAACACAAUGUAGAGAGAAAGUGAUUAGGAGUUGAUAACAUCAUCGGAUUUGGUUCUUAGGAAUUGAGGGUGUUGCGCACGUUUGCGUUGCAUAGUUUUUUCAUUUUUGAUUUUGGAUGGAUAAAGGUAAAGGUGCCAAAGCAUUAGCGACCUCUUUGGAAAACCUCGAUUUGAAUCCCCCAUCCAACGUCAAAUCCAAGUCUUCCAUUGCCCACCCUCAAUUUCCCGGAUUUCUAUCUAAGAAGACAAAGCCUUCAAGUUUAGUCAGCCUUUGCGUGGGAGUUAUUGGAAGGCAUCUGGAGGAUAUUAUUGUAGAUUUGAGUGAGAUUGCUGUCAACUUGCCAGCUGAUAUAAAGAUAGUGGUGGCAGCUAUUGCUAGAAGAAGAAAAUUGCUGAAUGAUGAUGUCCUGAUCGCAUUGGCUGAUACUUCUUGGGAAAUCCUCGAUAUCUCUGGCUCAGAUGUCUCUGAUUCUGGCUUGAUAAAAGCAGCUGAAGUAUGUAGAUUCAUUAAAGCUCUGGAUAUAAGCCGAUGCACCAAAAUUACUGCUAGUGGUAUAGCUGAGCUUGUGAAGCACUGCCAUUUGUUGGAGACAUUGAGAUGCGGAGGGUGUCCAAGGAGUGACAACACUGCACGGAGGUGCUUGGGUAUAUUUAAACCAAGAUUUGAUGAUUAUGUGGAGGAGGAUUCCUGGGAGGAGCUGGAUACGAAAGAAAUUGCUAGUGGUGCACACUCACUCCGGUGGCUAGUAUGGCCAAACAUUGAUAAAAUUUCUUUGGAGGACUUUUCUACUGAGUGCCCACGUGUUGUUGUAAAUCCUAAGUCAUCACCCUUUGGGUUCAUGGUAACUGAGGUUCCGAGGGAAGCAUUGCAAAACAUCAUAUUGGACAACGAAGUUGUCAAGGAUAUUGAUCCCAGAACAUGGACAGUGCAUCAUAGGUUUGCUUUGAAACCCAUCACUCAAUCUUCUUCAGACUCCACCGAAUUAUCAGUAGCUGAAAAAUUCAGACUUGCAUUUGUGGAAAGGGACAACCGAUUAGCUCCAAAGAGAGCUAAAAAUGCUCGGCAACAUCAGCGUCGUGCAGUGCGGGAAUUGAUGCUGAUGAGCACGAGAGCCAAGGCAAUGGUCUUAGCCUCACAAGUAAGCAAGUCUCUUCACGGUCGAAGCUCAUAGAAUUCUUACAUCACAUGCAUUUUUCAGCUCCCCAAGAUGUACUAAUUACUUAUGUGUAUAGUAAGAAGCUUUGGUCAGACAGAUUUUGAAUCUUAUGAUAUUUCCUAUUACAAUUCUGAAUGAUCGGAGCUUUCAUUUUUGUGCCUUGUUUGAGGUUCUCAUCAAGUGAAAAAUUGCUAAGAUGCACUUCC